AUAAACAUCAGUGAGGGUUAUCUUAUUUUUGUAUUCCAAGUUGGGCUAUAGAUAAUUAUUGGAAAAUAUGGAACACAUGAAUUAUUUAAACUCUCCUUGUUUUUUGCUUUCUUGUUGGGUGAUAUUCACGGGAUUUAGGUAUGAGGUAUGCAUUUCAAAAUGAAUUAAACCCAUACCUUGUGUUUGGUUUAUGAUUUUUAGAGUUUUAAACCCAUAUCUCAUCCAAACCCCAAGAUAUGGGGUUUAGAGACUUAGAGGAGGUGAGAAUGGCUCAUAGGCCACAUACCAAUAAAUUUAAGUGUUAAAUGAAUUUUUUUUAAAAAAAUCAUUCUAGAAUCAACCCAAACAUGAGGUAUCAAGAAUCAAGUUCGAUCCCAUAUUUCUUUGCGGGUCAAACACCCUCUAGGCCCCUAAUAGGCUAGUAGUAUUACCUGUGUAUUUGGUUUGAUGAACUCGAUGGCCAAUAGAAAGAGUUGUAGCUAACCAUAGGCGAAGGCUAAGUGAUUGGAAUUUGUUCGGUGUGAUUCUAGAUGGCAAAACCACGGUUGUUAAUAGGCGAAAGCAGUGCAUUGACAUAGCCUUUGAUUUUUCUGGACUCACCAUUCACCAAUUUGACACCAUCACCUGUCUCAAUCCACAGAGCAAGCCUCAACAACAUGUUUCUUAGAGCAUGUGAGUAAUGUGACGAGUAUGCUCAAUGCACCAUAGAUACAGUUACUUUGAAGCCCAUAGUACAAUCUGACAAUAAUUAGAAUAACAAAAAUAAAAAAGAAAGACUACAUCGAGCAGAACUAGUCAACCGGCAAGUGGUAACUAGUGUUAAAAAAAUUGCUCUGUUAAUUACAGCAUUGCGUCAAAAAGAAGGGAUUAGCACACAAAAUCAUGUUACAGAAUAAUUUGCCACUCGAGCCGCUCGGGGGAGUUCUUCUUUUACCCAUUUACAGGAAUAAUAUAAUACAAUCUUUAUAAGACGGAGGGAGUAUUUGCAUCACUUUAACCGUAUUUUUAAUGAAUUAGUCAUUUUAGCUGUAUUUUAAAUAGAUUAGAUUAGCUUGCUUUUUCUUUGUUUAAUCUCCUAAAUCUUCGUGUAAUUUAUUUAUUUUUAUUUAAUAUGAAAUGUUGAGUUUUUUUUUUCAAAUAUUUUAAUGACAUGUUGAGUUUUUUUUUCUAAUUUUUUAUGAACAUGUUGAGCUGAAAGGUGGGGGGUAUCAUGCACUCCGUAGUCCCUACGCUCCAUUUCGUACUAUAAAUACACAUUCACUAGAUUUGGUAAAUCCAUCUCAAAUUCAAAGCCACCAAUAUAAUUUAAUGGCUUCAACACCCUUUUUACUCUGUUUCCUUCUUCUCAUUAUCUCUGCUUUCUCCUUUCAUUUCUCCAAUGCUACCUUUGUCCUUCCUAUUGUCAAGGACAACACAAAGUCCCAAUACUACACCUCUUUUCUAGUAGGAACACGCCCAUCUACUCGUGUGUAUCUAGUCAUUGAUAUCGGUAAUAGAUGGUCAUGGUUCGCUUGUGACCUCUAUGGAUACAACAGUAAUUCCACAACCUACCAUGAAGUACCCUGCAACUCACCCAAGUGUGCGCGCUAUGAGCCAACAGGGACUUUUUGCUCCGGUGACACUUGCGGUGUUUACGCAUACACCCCAUGGGGUGACGGCCUCUAUGCAGGCGGUCUUGUUGAGGAUGCAUCGACCUUGUACAAGCAAGCCCAACCAAACUCACUAGCUCAACUCUCUAAAGCUAGCUUACCUACUUUCCCUUUUAGUUGCGCAGACAAAGGUCCUUUGAAGGGCUUAUCACCUCAUACCAAAGGGGUGGUUACCCUUGCAAGGGUACCUUUUGCUUUGCAUUCUCAAAUCUCCUCAACUUUCAAGGUUCCUCGUAAGUUUGCUCUUUGUCUUCCUUCUUCUACUUCUUCGGGUUAUAAUGGCGCUAUCUACUUUGGAGGAAGCCCUAGUUAUAUGUCUAAAUCACUUAUAACCACCCCACUUAUAAUCAAUCCUAACAGCACUGCGCCAAUAAGAUCAGAAGGAGAAACUUCAGUAGAAUACUUCAUCAAGGUAAGGUCUAUCAAAAUCGAUGGAACCCCAAUACGCUUCAGAUCCUCAUUGUUGUCCUUCGACAUCAAGCAAGCAGUUGGAGGUACUAAGAUAAGCACUAUGGACCCUUACACUGUACUCCACAGUGAAAUAUACAAGUCUCUUAUCAGCGUAUUUGUAACAAAAGCAACCGCCAUGAAGAUGACAAGGGUUGCUCCAGUGGCUCCUUUCGGGGCGUGUUUUAGUACAAAAUCAAUCGUUAACAACGCUAAAACUGGUCCAUCAGUACCAAUUUUUGACAUAAUAAUGGAUGGUAAAAGUCCCUUGUUACACAACAAGAAUGCAAGGUGGAGGAUCUAUGGCGCGAAUUCAAUGGUGAAGGUUUCAGAGAAUGUAAUGUGCUUAGGAUUUGUUGAUGGAGGUUCAAGCCCAACCACUUCAAUAGUAAUAGGUGGAAAACAAAUGGAGGAUAAUUUGGUGGAAAUAGACCUUGAAACUAACAAGCUUGGAGUCACUUCGUCUCUUCUUCGCAUGGGCACAAAUUGCUCCAAAUUUAAGGGAAUUUAACUUUAAUAUUAAGAUUUUAUAGUCCUUAAUUUCAUGUUUCAUAGUAGAUCUCGAAAAAUUGAUCUUAUGCUAGGAUAGCUUGUUUGUUUGUGACUUGUAAUUUGUGUCUUGUAACUUGUGAGGUAUUUAAUAAAAAUUUUAGUAGUCCUUUUCUUA
This is a messenger RNA of Chenopodium quinoa (quinoa), 2763 nucleotides long. RefSeq names its product basic 7S globulin-like. Gene Ontology annotation, molecular function: aspartic-type endopeptidase activity. The record is from RefSeq and is a predicted model, not a curated record. The transcript has a single exon. Gene Ontology annotation, biological process: proteolysis. Lineage: Eukaryota; Viridiplantae; Streptophyta; Magnoliopsida; Caryophyllales; Amaranthaceae. Bases 1309 to 2607 code for a protein of 432 amino acids.